Messenger RNA from Penicillium oxalicum, 1875 nucleotides. RefSeq lists its product as uncharacterized. The transcript is spliced from 3 exons. Bases 1 to 1875 code for a protein of 624 amino acids. The record is from RefSeq and is a predicted model, not a curated record. NCBI's taxonomy places the organism in Eukaryota, Fungi, Ascomycota, Eurotiomycetes, Eurotiales, Aspergillaceae.
AUGAUCAAGGCGGGCGAUGAGGGCGUCUUCACUUCCUCAGUAUUCAACUGGAUAUCCCGCCGUCAGGCACAAGUCUCCUGGAGGCCACUGUAUGAAGCUGUCUUUCGAGAGAUUGAAUUCAAGAGGGAGUUCAACAGAAUUCAGCAAAAAGAAAUAUGGUGCUGCAAGAUGGGUCCUGAAUUGGAACGCUACGCAAGCCAUGCUGGUGUCGAUGUACGAAAGCGCAUAGCGACAGCCAAGCAACGCUCAGUGAAUGCAAUAGUAACUGGCCAAGCUAGCUUUCGAAAAUUCGUUGGAAUUCAUAAAAAAAAAAAAACUCGUCGGCAGAAGUUCCUUCCUUGGCUCCCCGGAGUUAAGAAAAAAGCGGAAGAUGGCGACGACCCUUUUCUAUUCGAUGUUCAUGAAGUUCAAAGACCCGAGUUUGACCGGCAGUUCAUGUAUCUGCCUUCGAAAGUCAGGACCGAAACCCUCCCACCGUAUAGGGCAACAUAUUCUCUUCCUAACGACGAAGAGAUCAACGCGCCCUGGGGUCAGCCAUUCAUUGUUUUGGUAAGCAGCGUCAGACCGCUGAAAUAUUUGCCAAGACCUUCCCAAAAAGCCAAUGGAAAUCGAUCUAAAGCUGUGACCUGCCCUGAUUCGCCGAAAGACAUUCAGCCUCUUUGGAUUGAUUGUAACAUACCGUGCAUUGAAGUUUCUGAAGAAGAAAUUGCGGCUCUGGCUCUCAUCCUUGGCAUCAGCUUAAAGUGCCCACAUUUUCUGGUACAAGGUAUCGGGGCAUUCAAUGUUGCAAUGAACUCAAGACUGUCUGGAUGUCUCACUAAAUACCGUCUCGUCUACUCCGGAGGCCCGGACCCCCGAUCCAAUGCUAAAGGUAGCGGAUAUUCGACGCUAUUCGCAAAGCAUCUUGCGUGUGGUUGUCUUCCGUUUGCGUGCGAUGACUCGGAUGUGCACACUAUCGCUAUUGACAACGUAAUUUGCCAGUCCAUCAAAAAUGGAAAGCCUAUUCUGGACAAAAAAUCCAAAUGGACAACAGCUAUGUACUAUCUUGACAAGUUGCCAGCAUCGAGAGGAAACAAUUUCUAUCACCAAAGUCAAUCUGGAGGAGACCCUGGUGACAUUAUCAGCUGGGAGAACAAAAUCGUCGGAAAAUGGUGGGAGGCGGUGGCUGGAAUUGCGUUUGGAGGACUGGUACCGUUUGCGACAAAAGCAAUGGCCGACGCCGUUAGCUUUUCAGUUGGCGAAUUCACAGGCAAUAGAGCAAGGGAGUACCUUAUGAGGCUUUUACUUGAAGUCGACAAGCAAUCUCACCCGGCCAUUCAAAAUAUGAGACUGUUUGGUUAUACCGCAAAACUAUCCCUAUGGAGGAAGUGGGCUGAUGGCAAGAUUGGUCUCACUUUUCAGCCUGAUCCCACUGACUAUACCACACGCAUAACAGUGGAAAGACUCGCUUCAUACUGUACGCUGCUUGAGCGUAUGAUGGCGUGUGCAUCCCAGAGCGGCCACGACCUCGCAAGUGACGUAUUUAGGUGUUGCUCAGCCCAGAUUGAACAGUCUUAUACCUGCGCUGUCGGCUUGCGAAAAAGCCAAAGUUCGACAACCGUUUCUACAAAAGGCAGCGAUGAUACGUCGAAAGUACCCACCAGCUUCUACCAAACUCAAUCGUCCAAAGGCCCACAGUAUCAGUCAACUAGCAUAGAGGACGAUUUGGAUCACAUCCUUCAAAAGAUCCGUGUACUCGAAUGGGCAAAUAUUGUACGAGAGGUUCAUUGGGAAGACAAUUUUGACGCCGGCUCAGACCCUAGCGAGCGGAAGAAUACCGCUGCCUACAAUCCUGUUUUAAUGUCAUACCUGCCCGAUACCUCGCUUUGGGAGUGA